AUGCCACAACAGAAGAAAAAUGAAGUUUCAGCUUUAAGUCCUCAAUUUGCAACGCUGGACAAAUUUGUGGCAAUUGAUGCAAGAUUCUUAGAAACGAAGCUUGACCUGUCUGCGGAGAAAGUAGCUUCCAGUUGUAAUGGACAUGUUUGUAAACUGGAACAUCUCAACUUGAUCAUAGUUAAUGAUGAUAUGGAUCUGGAAAAUGUUAAGUGGCUGAGUGAUGAGUUGGAAGGAGCUGUGAGAAGUUUCAUUGAUAAUUCUUUGGCUCAAAAACUUGGCUUAAGCAUGAAAGUGGUGAAGCCUUAUUAUGUCAAACUAGCUGAUGGACACAAGAUCAAGAACAAUGUGAUUUGCCCAGCUGCUAAAUGGGAAAUUCAUAAGCUUAAUUUUCAGUUUAACUUCAGACUGAUGGAUUUGGAAAAUUGGGAUAUGAUUCUUGGUGGCAGGAGAUUUUUGUUGCAAGGACAUUCAUUGGCCACAGAAGAUGAAAUCAGGGCUGCUAAGCCUACGAGAUUUAGGGUGGAACAAACUGUGUUGGCUCCUGAUAAGAGGAUGAGUUGGUGUGAUGAUAGUGAAAGGGUGAACUGUUUGGAAGAGGUAAUGAUUAUUACUGAGACUAAUGCUACAGCCAAGUGUCCUAAAGCAAACAAAUUCUAA
This is a messenger RNA of Oldenlandia corymbosa var. corymbosa, 657 nucleotides long. The record is from the annotation of a GenBank genome assembly. Lineage: Eukaryota; Viridiplantae; Streptophyta; Magnoliopsida; Gentianales; Rubiaceae.